AUGCGCCAGUUCUGGCAAGAACACUCAAAGGCGUCCUCCCUGGAAGAUAUGAUGUUGGACUCAAACGCUCAACAACUCACGCAAGAGGAUGUGGCAGAGAUCCUCGCCCUUUUGCCCUGUGUGGAAGGACUAGACGUGUUGGAGCUGGGAGCUGGGAUCGGCCGGUUCACCGGGCCUCUUGCAGAUGUGGCACAUCACGUCACAGCUGUGGAUUUCAUGGAGAGCUUUGUCACACAUAACCAGAAGGAGAAUGGGCACCGACCCAAUGUGGCAUUUCUUCAGGCCGAUGUAACCAGCUUGGAGCUGCCGAGCCAGAGCUUUGACCUCAUCUUCUCCAACUGGCUUUUCAUGUAUCUCUCGGAUGCUGAGCUGAGCAAUUUGGCCCAGAAGAUGCUGAGCUGGCUUCGUCCUGGGGGACACCUUUUCUUCCGGGAGUCCUGCUUCCACCAGUCAGGAGACAGCCCAAGGGCAUUCAAUCCAACCUUCUACCGAUCACCUAAAGAGUACAAUGGCCUCCUCACUUCUGCCCAGAAGACCUUUGGAGACAAACUCUACGGCUUUGAGAUAGUUUUGUCGCGAUCUGUGCAAACUUACAUAAAGAGGAAGCGAAACAGGAAUCAGGUUUGCUGGCUUCUCCAAAAAGUCCUGAGAAACAGCAUGUCUGCACGCGGAUAUGACACCUUCCAGCAGUUCCUAGACAGUGAGCAGUACGCCCUCCGCAGCAUCCGGCGCUAUGAAUGGGUUUUUGGACCUGGUUUUGUCAGCACGGGAGGAAUCAAUACCACUAAGGAGCUGUUGUCCAUGCUGGCAUUGAAACCUGGUCAGAAAGUGUUGGACGUUGGCUGUGGGCUCGGUGGAAGUGAUUUCUACAUGGCAAAGGAGUUUGGCGUAGAGGUCUUGGGUCUGGAUCUUUCACACAACAUGGUGGAGCUGGCGUUGGAGAGAGCCCAACAGGAGACCAGAUCCCUGGUGCAAUUCGAAGUUGGUGAUGCUACUCGAAGGGUGUUUCCAGAGGGUUCCUUUGAUGUUGUUUACAGCCGAGACACUAUCUUACACAUGGCAGACAAAAGCGCCCUCUUUCAGAGGUUCUUGUUGUGGUUGAAACCAGGUGGGCAGCUCCUCAUCUCUGAUUAUUGCUGUGGGCCACGUCCGUGGUCAGAAGUCUUCACCAAGUAUGUCAAGCAGAGGGGAUACAGCCUGUUCAUGCCUCAGGAAUACAGCCAGGUACUACAGAAAGUUGGAUUCAGAAGUGUCCAGGCCUUGGACCACACAGAGCGGAUGCUGUCAGCACUAACCCGAGAGCUACAAGAACUGGAGAGAAGUCGAGAGAGUUUCAUUCAGGAGUUCUCCAAGGAUGAAUUUGAGGCCAUGGCUUCUGGAUGGAGAGAGAAGCUUGAGCGCUGUGCAGAUGGGGACCAACGUUGGGGGGUUUUCUAUGCGCUGAAGCCAUUGUAG
Molecule: messenger RNA, 1455 nt
Organism: Gekko japonicus
Lineage: Eukaryota; Metazoa; Chordata; Lepidosauria; Squamata; Gekkonidae
Product: phosphoethanolamine N-methyltransferase 3-like
Exons: 11
Coding region: 1-1455 (484 amino acids)
Source: RefSeq, a predicted model, not a curated record